GUUUCGAUAUAUAUGAAGCUUCCGACAGCAUGGACAAAAUUAAGGAUAGAGCGAUUUUACUAUUUUGCCCUUCAUCCCUUUUGGACGACAGGGAGGAGCACAGUGCGCGCGGCCCGGCCGUCUCCCUCAACGCCGGCUCCCUUGCCAUCUCCCCCGCGCUGCCUCGACGCCGGUUCGCUCGUCGUCUCCCAAACGCCGCUGCUCGCGACCACAGGAGGAGGAACCCGCUGCACAACGCUCUUCCCGGACGCCGCGUCGCCCUUUCUUCUCCGACCUUCCCGGUGAAAGCGGCGUUGGAGCCUGAGAUCAAGCGGUCCUUCUCGAUUCAGUCCUCCUCCUUUCUCGUCUCCAAGCAGCAUGUCCUCCCCGGACCUCGGCUCCUCACUCGUCACCCUCUCUCAGAAGGAGAGGAGAAGCCCUGGUUCUGGUUGAUCUCCAGCCGAACGGCAAUAACGACGAUGUCAUCUGCAGAUGCAGUACGUUCUGCUUGGUUUCAGCCGAGUGGCAAGAACAACAGUGGCGGCAGCAGCAAGCCCGACGUCCGGCUCCCUGUGCGCCAUGCUGCCCGACUCUUGCUUGCCCCACAGGCCACAGCUCGGGGUGGGUUGCCGCCAAAUUGGGGUGCGGCGGCGGCGCACGGGAGGCAUGAACGGCAGCGGCGCGUGGGAGGAGGAGACAGUGGCGAGCGAGUCCGGUCGCGAUGAGGACGAGGCAGCGCCGUGGCGAUGUUGAGAUGGAGGGCUACGAUGGAAAUUAACAAACGUGACUAGGACGGAUGAACUGGUAGCGUCAAACAAAAAAAAAACGAUUCUGAUUUGCACUGUAGCGUCAAAUGAAAAGAAACGG
This is a messenger RNA of Oryza sativa Japonica Group (Japanese rice), 846 nucleotides long. Lineage: Eukaryota; Viridiplantae; Streptophyta; Magnoliopsida; Poales; Poaceae. The record is from RefSeq and is a predicted model, not a curated record.